Penicillium cosmopolitanum is the source of this 1626-nucleotide messenger RNA. Its product is annotated as carboxylesterase/lipase family protein. Bases 1 to 1626 code for a protein of 541 amino acids. The transcript has a single exon. The record is from RefSeq and is a predicted model, not a curated record. Lineage: Eukaryota; Fungi; Ascomycota; Eurotiomycetes; Eurotiales; Aspergillaceae.
AUGAAGUGCUUCACCCGCUUCUUUACGGCACUGAUAGCCGGUGCUACCACCGCCUCCGCCUACCUGUACAACACCACCAUCCACACUAAAUAUGGUAAUGUGAAGGGCAUUCCAGCUCUCAAUGCCACCUGCUGUGCCUAUCUUGAUGGCUAUGAGAGCGUGACUGUUUGGAAGGGAAUUCCCUUCGCUGCUACCACUGGUGGUCAGAAUCGCUGGAAGCCUCCACAGCCCCGUAGCGGCUGGAAUGGCACCUUCAUCGCUGAUACAUUUGGAUCAGCCUGCCCGGCAGGGACUUCACCAACAGGCUCUGCAGAUACUGUUUAUGAUGAAGACUGCCUCAACCUCAACAUUUGGAGCUCGGCAAACUCUACUGCUGAGAAACGACCUGUUAUGAUCUGGAGCUAUCCCGCUGGUGCUAACGGUGCGUGGAGUAUGUUCGACGGCGGCGGACUGGCACUCAAGGAUAUCAUUGUCGUGACCUACAAUUAUCGCACUGGUCCUUAUGGCUGGCUGGCUCUGCCGGAGCUGUUGGAAGAAUCAGGAAAUGUCACAACCGGAAGUUACGGACUACUUGACCAGAUUGAAGCGCUGAAAUGGGUUCACGAGAACAUCGCCGCCUUUGGGGGUGACCCGAAACAUAUCACAACUGUUGGCCAGUCAGCUGGCAGUGCCGCUGUGUACCACACCGUCAACAGCCCGUUGGCCAAAGGCCUCAUUGUGGGUGCUAUUGCCGAGAGUGGUAUUCGCGAUCCCCGCGACCCUGCGUCUACCGAGCUUGCUGAGGGUUACAAUAACAUGUCCACCUCAUUGGCCUUGGGAGCUGAGCUAAAAGCAGUUCUCAAUGUGACUACUCUCGACGAGCUCCGCCAGGUUCCUGCAAAGACAAUCAACGAAAACAGUGGGUUUACUGGAUUUUCCAACUGGCGUACUACUCUCGAUGGUUACGCCAUGUCUAUGACCUACAGAGAGCAGCUGGAGGUGGGACCGGCCAACGAUGUCCCCUUGAUUACCGGAAACACGAAGGAUGAAUCGGGCGCUGCGUACGGCACCAACACAAGUGUGGCAAAGUAUAUCGAGACGCUUAAUUCUACAUACGGGUCUCUCGCCGACAGAAUAUUGGAAGCCUAUCCUGCAUCAAACUACACUGAGGCAUCCAUGGACACCAAUCUCCUUGCUCGUGAUACUUCCCUCGUCGGCUCCUGGAACUUUGGUCGAUUCUGGUCCAAGUCCGCGUCCUCGCCGUUCUACACAUAUUACUGGGACCACGCACCCCCAGGGCAGGACCAGGGCGCUCACCAUAUGUCUGAAAUUACCUAUGUGUUCAACAAUCUCUACGGCACAGAUCUGCCAUGGCAGUCUGUUGACUAUGAUAUUGCCGAGACUCUGAGCAGCUACUGGGCCAAUUUCGUCAAGACUUCGAACCCGAACACUGGAAACAGCUACCGAAACGGAACCCUUGCGCACUGGCGUCCAAGCAACAGUCUCAAUGCGACCACCUUCCAUCUUUCCCCCCCAGCCCCGAUCAAUGCCAACGGUCUGCCAGCUGGCUAUACCCAGGUUCCUGUCGCUACGCAGGACCAUAUUACCCUCCUGAAUGAGUUUUUCCGGACUAGAAUUUCGCUCUAA